Molecule: messenger RNA, 315 nt
Organism: Saccostrea cuccullata (small rock oyster)
Lineage: Eukaryota; Metazoa; Mollusca; Bivalvia; Ostreida; Ostreidae
Product: glycerol-3-phosphate dehydrogenase 1-like protein
Exons: 2
Biological process (GO): glycerol-3-phosphate catabolic process
Cellular component (GO): cytosol
Molecular function (GO): NAD binding; glycerol-3-phosphate dehydrogenase [NAD(P)+] activity
Source: RefSeq, a predicted model, not a curated record
AAUCAAAUUCAUCGGCUGAGACACUGCCUCUCGAGAAGGUAACCGCAACGCGUAUUCGGCAACGUGUGUUUAGAAUUAUUCACAACAAUGGCAUCAUCGAAGAAAAAAGUCUGCAUUGUAGGAUCAGGAAACUGGGGUUCAGCGAUUGCCAAAAUUGUGGGAAACAAUGUGUUGGCCAUGCCAGACAAGUUUGACACAGAGGUUCGUAUGUGGGUGUUUGAGGAGAAGGUGGACGGGCGGAAUCUAACGGAAAUCAUAAACAACGACCACGUCAAUGUGAAAUAUCUCCCAGGAAUUGAGCUUCCCAAGAGUGUC